Molecule: messenger RNA, 993 nt
Organism: Verticillium alfalfae VaMs.102
Lineage: Eukaryota; Fungi; Ascomycota; Sordariomycetes; Glomerellales; Plectosphaerellaceae
Product: zinc finger protein
Exons: 3
Coding region: 1-993 (330 amino acids)
Biological process (GO): regulation of transcription by RNA polymerase II
Cellular component (GO): PcG protein complex; transcription regulator complex
Molecular function (GO): RNA polymerase II cis-regulatory region sequence-specific DNA binding; DNA-binding transcription factor activity, RNA polymerase II-specific
Source: RefSeq, a predicted model, not a curated record
AUGAACGCUGGGAUCCAUCAUUACAAGCCUCCCGGUGUGCCUGUAGAGCCGCAGCCAGCCCAGCAGGUCAAGGCCUACCCGUGUGGCACGUGCGGCAAGCGGUUCGCGCGUCGUAGCGAUCUUGCUCGUCACGAACGCAUCCACAGCGGUAUUCGCCCCCAUGUCUGUGAUUACCCCAACUGCGGCAAGCAGUUCAUUCAGCGCUCCGCCCUCACGGUCCAUCAGCGUGUGCACACUGGUGAGAAGCCACACAUGUGCGAGCGUUGUGGAAAGCCCUUCAGCGACAGCAGCUCUCUCGCCCGUCACCGCCGCAUUCACUCGGGCAAGCGUCCUUACAAGUGCCCUUAUGCCGAUUGUCAGAAGACUUUCACGCGCCGCACGACCUUGACCCGCCACCAGAACCACCACACUGGUACCGUUGAAGAAGCUGCUGCCGCUACUGCCGCCGCGCUUGCUGCCCGCGCCAGCGUGAAACCGGGAUCAACCCGCUCUGACGGCGACUCCAUGUCCAACCGCGGUUCUCCUAUGACCACUCCCUCGCCGGCUCAACGUACGCUCUCCAUGUCGCCUAGCGCCGACCAGAUGCAACGCAGCAAUGCCGAAUUUGGCUACAUGGGCAACACAUCACUGCCGGUACACCUUCAGCGCGACAUGCAUGUCGGCAGCCCUGCGUCCACUACUUCUGCAGGUUACAGCAACGGUGUGCGGCCCACCUCGCACCCUACCGGCUACGGCAUGGUGCCGCCUCCCACACUGGAACCCAAUGUCGAGCAGCACUCGGGCCCUGGAAGCGCCGGCGGCAGCCCCCACAUGAGCACCAUGGGAUGGCAGUCGCCUUCGCACGUCGCUUCGCCGUCGCAUAGCAACAAUGGCAGCGCCUACAUGUACCCCGAGCCUGAACAUUACCCCGCGGGCCCAACCCUUGGCAACCAGAUGUUCUUCGGACAGGUUCGCCGUCCCCAGAGCACCGAGCCCCCUGCUGCGGCGUACUAG